Messenger RNA from Juglans microcarpa x Juglans regia, 1229 nucleotides. Its product is annotated as pre-mRNA-splicing factor cwf26-like. Gene Ontology annotation, cellular component: U2-type spliceosomal complex; RES complex. Lineage: Eukaryota; Viridiplantae; Streptophyta; Magnoliopsida; Fagales; Juglandaceae. The record is from RefSeq and is a predicted model, not a curated record. Gene Ontology annotation, biological process: mRNA splicing, via spliceosome. Gene Ontology annotation, molecular function: RNA binding.
UCUUCAGGAAUGAGCAACGAAAAACAGGUCUGCUUACUGGCAAAGAGAUCAGUGAAGAGAUUGCUAGAACUAAGAAGACUGAUUGGUUAAGGUUUAAAGAGAUGGAUCCUUCUAUAAGUGGUCGAGGUGCGGAACCUGUAUAUCGUGAUAAGAUAAAAGGGGAAUGCAUAUUGAAGGAAGCUUUUUGAAGUCAAGGCAGAAAGUAAAUGUAGAAGAGAAGCCCAAGGAGAAGAAGUUGGAAUGGGGGAAGGGCUUGACUCAAAAGCGGGAAGCUGAAGGUAAGCUGCAGGAAUUGGAACUUGAGAAGGAAAAACCAUUUGCACGAACCAGGGAUGAUCCAGAACUAUACAACAUGCUGAAGGAGAGAUUAAGAUGGGGUGAUCCCAUGGCGCAUUUGGUGAAGAAAAAGCAUCCUGAAAUGGUUCUCCCAAACCUAGGGGAUAGUGAGGAGACGAAGGAAUCGUUUGUUGUUCCUCAGGACAUUCCUGUCCACAGCUGGUUAAAAAGAGGAUUAGAUGCUGCACUAAAUCAAUAUGGCAUAAGACCAGGAAGACAUUGGGAUGGAGUUGAACGUAGUAACGGAUUUGAGAAGGGAUUGUUUAAAAGGACGGAUGAGAGACGAGCUACAGAAACAGAAGCAAACCUGUGGUCUGUCUCUGACAUGUGACUUGAGUCUUGACAGCGUAUGGACUGUGUAAGAAGAUUCCAAUGGGCUUUCUAUGUGUUUUUGGAAAGGCAACGAGGCGCCCGACUUAAAGCAACUUCAAAAGAGUUAAUUGGUUGUGGUGGUGAGUGGUUGGCGUCCUGAAUUGCUAAACAGCAUUAUGUUUGCAUUGCCAGUGAAGUUUCUGUGGUAUUAGUCCAGGUAAUUUUUGUUGCCUGCUCUGUGGAUUACACCACAAUUUUAUAAAGCAUGCAGACUCGAAGGUUUUAUGCUUUUCAGUGAGAUGGCCUCUCUUAUUGUGGGUGGUCUGUUGCCAAGCAAGCCUAUAUGGUUUUGGCUUUGGCAGCUGUGACCACCUCCCUUUUAGCUUUUCCUUCCAUUGCAUGUGAUCUAUAUUGAUGUUUUAGAAUGUAAAAUGGUUAAAAACUGGAAGAUGGUCACUUGACUGCUGCUAAUUUGUUGCUGCUUGGAGUGAUAGUGACUGUGAUUAGGAAUUGCAAUAUAGCAGUUAUACAAUAUGGGAAAUUCUGCAUGAAGUCUGAUUAUAUGAUAAGUUCAACAAUUC